UCGGUAAAUUCACGCGUGUUUUGGAAACGUGGGUCAACAAUGCUUCCCCCGUGUAAUGCGGAAAAAUAAGUUUUCUGAAAGGGGAAGUCCCUUCUUUCGACUGGGGACCCGUUUGUUGUUUUAAUUUCCCUCACGUAAUUAUGCCCAGAGUUUGAUUAAUGUGAAAAACCAAACAGUCCCUGCUGAGGCGUCAUAUUUAGGAAAAAAGUCUCAACUGCUACAUUAUGUUUUCUUUUCAACAGUUUCCCAGCCUUAUUGCGGACUCUACUUUUGUUCUUUUUCGCAAAUUUCUUCCUUUCGUUCCUCCUCCCCAAAUCAGUGAAAAAUAUAUCGUCUGUCUGUGGGGACCGAUUAAUGUUUUAUGUUUUCUUCGCAUUUUCAAUGGCCCACGCUUGUCUUUUGCAUCUAUGAAAGAGUCUGUUUUGUUUUUACUUAAGUAGACUUGCUUUCACGAGCUGCGUGGUGUCAAGAUUUUAAGAAAUGGCGGAAUACAAUGAUAGUUCCACAAAACAAGCUUCCGAGCGAAGGAGACAGUUGAAAAUGAAUUUUCAACCAUCACCGGGUAGUUUUUCGUUUCCAACGAGUGCGUCAGGAAACUCGAACACAGAUGCUUUCAAGCACCUGAGUAUGAGACCAACAAUCCCAAGCUCAAGACAUGGAGGUGAUAACACUACGAUGAACUCAAGCCCCAGUAGGGCUAGAACCACUGUGCCUGUUGUGAGACCUCUUAAUCAGGAGGCAUCCAGGUUGCGUGGAUUGAAUAUGCAAUCAUCAGGAAAGCUUCAAAUUUCUCCAGACACUGUGUAUGAUUUCACUUCAGAAGAUCUUCAGGACAUGGGAGAAAUUGGUCGAGGUGCCUUUGGAACUGUAAAUAAGAUGGAGCAUCGGAAAAGUAGAACUGUCAUGGCUGUAAAGAGGAUCCGCUCAACUGUUGAUGAGAAAGAGCAGAAGCAGCUCUUGAUGGACCUGGAUGUGGUGAUGAAGUCCAAUGAGUGUCCUUGCAUUGUACAAUUUUAUGGAGCGCUCUUUAAGGAAGGCGAUUGUUGGAUUUGUAUGGAACUCAUGGAUUCUUCUCUAGAUAAAUUUUAUAAAUUCAUCUAUGAAAAUCAAAGGAAAAGGAUACCAGAGAGCAUUUUGGGGAAAAUAACGGUUGCAACUGUUCAAGCUCUAAACUAUUUAAAGGAACAGUUGAAAAUAAUUCACAGAGAUGUGAAGCCUUCUAACAUACUUCUUGAUAAAAGAGGAAAUAUUAAAUUGUGCGACUUUGGCAUCUCCGGCCAGCUCGUUGAUUCAAUUGCACGUACUCGAGAUGCGGGCUGUCGUCCAUACAUGGCUCCUGAAAGAAUUGACCCGCAAAGAGCACGUGGAUAUGAUGUUCGCUCUGAUGUCUGGUCAUUGGGUAUUACUUUAAUGGAGGUGGCCACAGGCCAUUUUCCAUAUCCAAAAUGGAAUUCUGUCUUUGAACAGCUAUACCAAGUUGUGCAGGGUGAUGCACCACAGUUAGAACCUUACCAUAACGGCAAUCACUUCACAGAGGAGUUUGUUACCUUUGUUAAUACAUGUCUCAUCAAAGAAGAAACCCAAAGGCCUAAGUACAAUAGGCUCUUGGAACAUGAUUUUAUUAAACGUAGCGAGACUGAAAAGGUUGAUGUUGCAGCUUAUGUUUGCUCAGUUUUGGAUGACAUGGCUAAUAAUGGUAUUGCUGCUUUCACCACAGACCAGCCAUGAUUUUAAUAUUAAUUUCUUCAGACCUACCCGUCCAAAUUGCUUGAUUCAAUUAAUGUCGAAAGCCAUUAAAUUAUCUUAGCAUUUUGCAGAACAUCAAGAUGUGGUUGCUUGUUGUUUGCAUUUCAGGCUCAGGUAACCCUUUGUUGCAUGGUUACAUUUGUAAACCGUCCCUUUUAAAACUAUUCUAUAUUUGCAUUUAUAGUGUUGUCUGCUAAAAUGAUUCCCUCAGAACAGAAAUAGAAAUUAGUUUCACCAGAAUCUGAGUUGUAGUCAAAAUCGCUGAUAAUUUCUGUCUAAUCAAUUUAUUGCCAACAUCAUAAACUCAAGAGGUAUUCAAGUUGAAAUUAGAUUUUAGCUUUGAAGAUUACCUGUGGUCACAAUAUGCAUUAGCAUUUAAUGAAUUUUGUUUUUAGGUAGGUAGUUCAAUUAGUUCAUUGUUAUUGCUGAGACCCCAUGUGUCGUACUGUUAAAAAGUUAAUUUAGUUCCUGAGAGCGAUUGUACUGUAUUAAGCUCUUUUCACAUUUUGCAUUAGGGGAGCUAAUUUUUUUUAUGUAGUCUAUCAAUCACUCAAACAUUGAGAUUAAAGCUUUCACUUUCCAGCUUUACUUGUCACAACUACAUAAGAGUAAUGAGCUUACUCGGCCAUUUAGACUGUUUAAUUUAUGAAAGCUUUGGCAAGGCUGUGAAACUUUACAGCAACAAGCAAGAUGUUACUGUAAAUGCAAUUUUAAGUGCAGAAAUGAAAAUAGUUUGCACCAAUUGCACUAAUACAUAUUAUUAUGUUUAUGUGUUUUAAGUUUUCAGUCCUAAUAUGUGCCGUACAAUCAAUGACAUGAAAUAUUAAGAAAAUUGUAGAGGACUUGUUCAAGAAAUGUCUGUUGUCUUGUGACGCUGAGAACAAGUUCACAGCUUUGCUUUGUUUGUUGAAUGCCAUAGUAUAUCAGUAAUUUUUCUGGUGUGUUUUGCUGGACUGUGAAGAUUUUUCAUAUAGGUAUUAGUUUUUUACUUCAUAAAGCAAUGUAUGUAAGCAGUAAUUGUAAUCAGCCAUUUUUCGAAGGGAAGUUUUCCAACUUGUCAACUGGUUCCCUUUUGCUCCGGAAACCCUGCCGGGUAACAAUACUUAUUUUUAUCUGUGAUGCACUUUUAAAAGGAAGAGAAAAAAGAAAGAAGAUAGAAUCUGAUACAAUAUGUUCUCAUUACCUAUAUAGAGGUGUAGCUCAGGGAAAUGUUGUGAAUUUCUGAUUAUUAUUCAGAGAAACAAAAUAUCCCAGCACCAUAAUGCUGAAAUUUGCUCUGAUGCUCCAAAAUUUGUAAAUGCUUUAUUUUAUAUUGUUUGUAAUGUUGUUUCUCCUAUUCAUCUGCACUUUGAGCAUGAACUGAAUAUAUAGGAGCAGAUGGACGAUUUAGUAAUCAAAACUUGUAGUAGCUAUUGUUAAGUGUUUUGAAGAAAGCUGCUUCAUUUUAAUUUUAUUUAGAUGAAAUAUUUUCCUUUCUCCAUUUCUUUGUUUAAGAUUUAGUAGGUAUUUUUUAUUAUAUUGAUAUAGUAAGCUUUUGCAUUUUCCAAGAGACUGGUUUGCAAGCCUUUUUGCUACAAGCAAUUUUAAUCAUUGCAUUUUAUUACCUAUAUUCAAUCAAAGUUUUUCUUGUUAAAAUGUUGUAGAUCAAGCACACCGUUUUGCAAACUUGACAAUAAAGAGGGUUUGAUUGUUAUGCAUACACUUUAUAAUGCACUCAAUGCUAAUCUUUUCCAAUUCAUAGUGUACACAUAACUUACUGUACAAAAUCUAGGCUGCAGUCUUUGUUUUAUUUUUGCCACUUAAGGAACCACAUAGUGAUCAUUGUAUGUAAGAAAUAUAGGAUGUAUUUAUUUAGAUCUGUAGGUCUACAAAGAUAGGAAUUAAAAGUGUGUUAAGGAAGGCCAUAGCUGUUCACAGGAACAUUUUUAAUACAUUGUAAGACCCUGUGGCAAUUCCAAUGAAAGAAAUUACGUGUACAAAGUUUGACUAUUUGGACUGAAUAAAGUUUAACCUUGUUCUGGUUUUA
This is a messenger RNA of Thrips palmi, 3772 nucleotides long. It is a transcript of the gene Mkk4, whose product is annotated as dual specificity mitogen-activated protein kinase kinase 4. NCBI's taxonomy places the organism in Eukaryota, Metazoa, Arthropoda, Insecta, Thysanoptera, Thripidae. The record is from RefSeq and is a predicted model, not a curated record. The transcript has 10 exons. Gene Ontology annotation, biological process: protein phosphorylation; MAPK cascade. Gene Ontology annotation, molecular function: ATP binding; JUN kinase kinase activity. Bases 481 to 1728 code for a protein of 415 amino acids.